GUCAAAGAUGGCUGCGCUCACUAUGAUGUGACAGAUUGUUCGGAUCAAAACAUUGCAGUUUGCACAGUUACAGGAUACGUUGCAGAGGUGGUAACGAAAUAAUCUCAUCAUGUCGCAAAACACCUUGCCUGUGAACGACACGGGAAGGGUGCCUCCAAAAUCGAUUCGUGGAUUACUUUUGCAGAAGUUCGAGCGCCUACCAGAAAAUGAUAAGAGAUCUUUUGCAAAUGGCCCGUUGUUCCUUGGAGUCAGCGGGGCGUGUGUUGGGCUCUUUGCCAACACUCUUUAUCGGCAAGUGCUUAACGUCACCCAGGGUCUGAUCACGUCGAGUCUACCCAUGACAGUUCUGCCGUUUCUGACAACCGUGGCAUUGUACAACGCAGCUGUGUCACAGCCGCUGUUGGCAGGAGAGCUCAACUGUCCAACCUGCGCACUAAUCCGCGGAGGACUGGUCAGUGCACUUGCUGGUGGCUUUUACCCAGUCCUGUUGGCGUUACCGGUCAGUGCUGGCCUUGCAACAAGAUACAACACUGCACCAAUGCCAGAAAGGGGAAAUGUGCUACGAUUCUGGAUUAACAUUACACAGCCCAUCCUGAACAGAAUGGGUAUUGUAUUCUUAAUGCAGGCCAUUUUUGGCCUUUAUAUGGGGUCUAAACACUAUGGGAUCUAUAUUAAAAUGCUUGAACUUCCCACCUCAAACAGUGAAGAGCUUAACGAUUGAAAGCAACUGCUGACCAAAAUGUAUAAAAAUACUAUGACUGUCUGUUAUCAAUUGUGCUUGGAGAGUU
This is a messenger RNA of Megalops cyprinoides (Indo-Pacific tarpon), 788 nucleotides long. RefSeq names its product transmembrane protein 126A (gene tmem126a). The record is from RefSeq and is a predicted model, not a curated record. Gene Ontology annotation, biological process: mitochondrial respiratory chain complex I assembly. Gene Ontology annotation, cellular component: mitochondrion. NCBI's taxonomy places the organism in Eukaryota, Metazoa, Chordata, Actinopteri, Elopiformes, Megalopidae. The transcript is spliced from 5 exons. Bases 110 to 721 code for a protein of 203 amino acids.